Penicillium cinerascens is the source of this 684-nucleotide messenger RNA. RefSeq lists its product as uncharacterized. The record is from RefSeq and is a predicted model, not a curated record. NCBI's taxonomy places the organism in Eukaryota, Fungi, Ascomycota, Eurotiomycetes, Eurotiales, Aspergillaceae. The transcript is spliced from 2 exons. Bases 1 to 684 code for a protein of 227 amino acids.
AUGGGCCUGGCCAGUCGCCUUUUUAAGGUGUCCAUCGCUGGCACCGUUGCCUCCGUCGGAGUCUUCUUCGGUGCCACGCGCAAUGACGUCUUCGAGCCCAUGGACACCACCGAUCCCAUUUUCUCCUCGCCUUUCUUCAAAAAAUACAACCCCAACCGCAACCCGACGCUACACGACAACUGCGUCCGUCGCGUCCCGCUCGAUCAGAUCCAGCCCUCGCUGCUGGAGAACAAAGGCAAGCUUGUUGAAGCCUUCUGUGCCGGCGUCUGGGGUGGCAUGGGCUAUAUCCCUCAGCGCGCCUACCUCGCCCGCAAGUACCGGGGCCCCGAGACCGCCAACCAGCUCUGGGAUCGCAAGGACCUCCUCGACAACAGCUACGAGGUGGGCACCAUCAUCACCGACCACUUCCAGGUCCUCGAGAAGACCGAAGACCGCAUCGUUGUGCGCUGUGGAGACUCUCCUCGAAUCACCGAAGUUCGACCCUCCGACGGCCUGUUCGAGAUGGGUGCCGUGAUCAAGCAGGAGGAGGGCGUGGCCGAGUUCACUCUGAAGAGCUGCUUCUACCAGGGUCUGGGCAAGUCAGACUCGGACUCGGGUCCUAUGCCUGCACACAUUGAGUGGUUGCACCGGCAAUACACCAAGUUGUUGAUGGAGACGGCCGUGCUGAAGAAGUGCGUGAAAUAA